AUGUGUCUCCAGGGUGUUAAAAAAUUCAUCACCAACUUGGCUGAGCAAAUAUCACAAAGAGCCUCUGAGCCUCUCCCUUCAAUCUUCUUGCAACGUGAGGAUACAUUAAGGCCGACUGCGAUGGGUUCCAGGUUUGAAGAACAUCUUCUCUCAGAAUACGACAGUACGACACUGACUCGUUACAUUCUUGAAUCUGAGUCAUGCAAGGACUCUUCCAGAGUGUUUUUCCUCUCUCCAAACCUCAUAGCAAAACAGUUCUUGUGUGGUGAGGAAAUAGGCAUGCUUAAUGCCCUGCAACUCGCAACAAUCCUUGGGGUCAGAGUGCCGGACAUAAAGCGGACGAUCAAGACAGAUGAGAAUGUUUAUAUUAUUAUGGAGCGGAUUCGUGGACAGACUUUGGAAGAAGCCUGGAUUCAUCUCAGCUGGUUUAUGACUUUGCGACUGGCCUUUCAACUGCGCCAGUUUAUCCACCGGAUGAGAGCCCAGACGUCAACUACUGCUGGAUCUCUCUCUGAUGGAGCAUGCACGUCAGUCUGGAUAGAUGAUUAUUAUGGGCUCCCUUCACACGCAAGCCCAGAAUCCAUCUCAGCCUUUAUCCACUUCUGGCUCAAUUUUGUUCCACCAUCGCGAUAUAAACCCGGGAAGCAGCACUAUAAAGAAUUCUUGUCUCAACAUCAUGUCCCAUUGGUAUUCACGCAUCAAGACCUCGCCCCACGGAAUAUAAUUGUUGAUGACAGAUGCCACCUUUGGCUAUUGGAUUGGGAUCAUUCUGGUUGGUAUCCUGUUUAUUUUGAAUAUGCAUCAAUGCAAAACUUUGAUGUACCUUCAAGUUGGAGGUGGACCGACAGGUUACGCUGGAAGUUGUUCAGCUGGAUUUCGGUCGGGCUAUUCCCUCAAGAGCACAGGGCCCUCGAACAAGCCAGAAUGCGAUUCACUCGCCACCCACUCGGCCGGAAAAAUGAAGUGUUACCAGAAGGAGUUCCGGCUCGUGCAGUGCACUUGCGAAAGCCAGGAAUGUGA
Molecule: messenger RNA, 1020 nt
Organism: Ophidiomyces ophidiicola
Lineage: Eukaryota; Fungi; Ascomycota; Eurotiomycetes; Onygenales; Onygenaceae
Exons: 1
Coding region: 1-1020 (339 amino acids)
Source: RefSeq, a predicted model, not a curated record